Cotesia congregata is the source of this 762-nucleotide messenger RNA. The record is from the annotation of a GenBank genome assembly. Lineage: Eukaryota; Metazoa; Arthropoda; Insecta; Hymenoptera; Braconidae.
AUGAAAUUCUACUUAAUCACGGCGCUUCUUAUUAUUGGAUCCGAAGCACAAGAUACUUUCAAAUGUCCGGAUGACUUUGGCUUUUAUCCUCAUCAUUUAUCAUGUGACAAAUAUUGGAAAUGUGAUAACAAUGUCGCAGAAUUAAAAACUUGUGGCAAUGGCCUUGCUUUUGACGCUUCAGAUGCGAAAUUUCUUACAGAAAAUUGCGAUUAUUUACACAACGUCGAAUGUGGCGAAAGAACUCAGCUUGAACCACCAAUCAGCACACCUCACUGUGCUCGACUUUAUGGUAUUUUCCCAGACGAAAAAAAAUGUGAUGUAUUCUGGAAUUGUUGGAAUGGUGAAGCAUCUCGAUACCAAUGCAGUCCUGGACUUGCCUACGAUCGUGAAGCUCGUGUUUGCAUGUGGGCUGAUCAAGUACCUGAAUGCCGUAACGAUGAAGUAGCUGGCGGUUUUUCAUGUCCCGCUGCUGGUGAAGUCGCUGGAGCGUCCGGAAGUUUUUCCAGGCAUGCUCAUCCUGAGGACUGCAGAAAAUAUUAUAUUUGUCUAGAAGGAAUUGCUAGAGAAUACGGAUGUCCUGUUGGUACUGUUUUCAAAAUUGGUGAUACAGAUGGAAGCGGUAACUGUGAGGAUCCCGAAGACGUUCCUGGUUGGUAAGUUGAACACGCACAGGACUUUGCAUAUUAAUUUUUUAUUUUAGUCCAUAGCACUAUGAACACAUCGUAAAUUUUCCCGAAUCAGAAAAAUUAACUUAGAUGAGCU